This is a messenger RNA of Phanerochaete carnosa HHB-10118-sp, 1737 nucleotides long. RefSeq lists its product as uncharacterized. The transcript is spliced from 4 exons. The coding region runs from base 1 to 1737 and encodes 578 amino acids. Lineage: Eukaryota; Fungi; Basidiomycota; Agaricomycetes; Polyporales; Phanerochaetaceae. The record is from RefSeq and is a predicted model, not a curated record.
AUGUACUAUCCGACGCCUAAUCCUUGCGCUGACCUGGCAGAAUAUCCGCAUGCCUUCGUCUGCAGCGAGGCAAAUAAAGAGGAAUGGCUGCAACUACAGUCGGAACGCAAACGCCUGGAAUCUGAGCUCACGGAAGUUUCAAGAAGGAUGAAUUCUUUCACGUACCCAUGUCGCAUUCCUGUCGAACUCCUCGCCGAGGUCUUCGCGUACGUCGGCGCGUAUCGCCCUGGGCAACACACCACCGAUGCUAUCAUCCAAGUGUCUCACGUCUGCCACCAUUGGAGAGUGGUCGCAAACCCGAUACGCAUGAUAUAUCCAAAUUUCUGGCCUGGUCGCAAACCCGAGUACCAGUGCAUGAUUCUUCAGCGAUCCGAGGAUUGCUCGUUGUACGUCUCUGGGAAUGUUCGUCGAUGCGGCGAUUCGGAGUUCGGGCUAGUGUUCGACGAGUUACGUCGUAUAUACUCCCUGGAGUUCCCUUCCACACCCCGAGCAUCUGCAAUUGCCUGGCUAGCAUCACAGCCCUCUCACUUCCUGUCCGCCCCUCGUCUUGUAUUCCUCUCGGAAGCGUCCCCUAACUGGCCCACGGACUAUACGGAUGACUGGGACGAUGACGACUUCGAAAGCCGCUCCUUAAUUCCGAUUCUCGCUAUGCCACGUCUUCGGCACAUCGAGCUCGGUGAAUUCGAUGACAAUGCUCUGGAUUCUUUGACCCUGAUGUGCCGUGAACUCGAUCUAGAAGAGCUCGAGGACAGUACGCAUGAUAUAUCCAAAUUUCUGGCCGUAUUAGGGCGCGCCCCGCUUCUGGAGAGCUUCCGCAUUUACGGCGGAGUCUGGCACGCCGCGCCGCGGACCAGUCGCAAUAUUCCAAUGCCAAAACUCGAACAGAUCGUACUGGAGCGGGUGCAGUUGGAGACUUGGGGGCCAUUUCUUCACGAUAUCACUGCACCAAACUUGUCAGCGGCGAGGAUAAUGGGAGUCGCGGUUUCAUCAGCGAAUUCUUCAGUACCUCAUCACCUUGCAGAGCUACUCACUGCAGCUACGACAGUCGUGUCUAUGGCCACGGCGGCUUGGAGAAGAGGUGCUGAAUCGUCUUUCGAGCUCGGCAUCACACAAACCUCUGAAAAUAUGUGGCUCCUUGGAUCCGCGAGCAGCUGCAUAGCCGAGCCCCUGACCGAUGCUUUUUACCGGCGAUGGAACAACUCCAAGAAUGCAUUCCAUGUUUUCUUGCCCGAUGCUCUGGGCAUGUCACUUCUUCGUAAUUCUCUUGCCGGUCCCGAGAUUCAGCACCUGGUUAUCUGCAACCCAGGUUACGCAUGGGAUGUUACAGGCUGCAGCAGGGUCCUCGGAACACUAAACCCUAACAUUGAAGAAGUCACUUUCUCUAACGUCAACCUCGACCUCAUCGUCGCCCUUCUCUCCCAAGAUCCUCCCCCACUGUCCAAACUCCGUACGCUACAUCUUUAUAUGUGUACUCGAGCUCUCUACUCCGAGUCGCUCGAACCGAUGGACGCCGUCUCCCAAGACCAGCUCAUAGAGAUGCAGCUCACCUCACGUGUGCGCUCAAGGUCGUUGUCCAAUUUCUUGGUAAUGGUGAGGCAGAGACGUGCCCUUGGGAUGCCUGUGCAACGACUCUCAUUCUUUCGUUGUCAGUGGCAGUGGUCGUCCGAGGAAGAAGCAGCGUUCUUGGCAGUCAUUCCAGACUUUUCCGUUGGAUGCUUUGAACCGGUAAACGAGUGA